AUGGUUUCUCCAAAGGGACCACAAAAUAUUGAUGACGAGCGAGUGGAACCGGGGCGCAAGCGAAGCGCGCGAACUUCGAUGGUGCGCUGUAUAGCUGCUCGUUGGAAUGUACGUGCACACGAUCCACGCGACGACCAGCGGCGCGGACGCAGGGAACAUCAGUCGGCUGCACUACACCUCGGCGAAUGCACGCUCGAUUUCCAAUCAGUACGGCCCGCUAUACGCUCGCGCAAUUGCUUAAAUAAUUUCCUUUGUCUGUUU
Messenger RNA from Iphiclides podalirius (scarce swallowtail), 261 nucleotides. Lineage: Eukaryota; Metazoa; Arthropoda; Insecta; Lepidoptera; Papilionidae. The record is from the annotation of a GenBank genome assembly.